Messenger RNA from Paramecium sonneborni, 1872 nucleotides. The record is from the annotation of a GenBank genome assembly. Lineage: Eukaryota; Ciliophora; Oligohymenophorea; Peniculida; Parameciidae.
AUGGAUGUUAUUAAUGUUAAUAUUCAUGUUCUUAUGGUUGCAUAUUUUUUGAAGAAAAUAAUAUUUUUAAAGCUUGUGAUAUUACUUAAUUUACAUUAGAUUAAUAAAGUGCAAAAUGUGUAUUUUAAAAUAAUGAUUUAAUAAUCAAAGAAGAAGAAGAAAUAGUAGAUAAUGAAUUUAAAGAUAAAAAUGAAAUUUGUGAUGAUGGUAAUCUUUUUCAUAUUUUAAUGUUUAAAAUUCAUUUAAAUGUAAAGGUUUUGUAAAAUGAAAUAAGUUUUUGUUCAUUCAUUAAAGCACCUCAAAUUAAAUUAUAGUUAUUAUCUGAUAAGUAAAAUUAAACAUAAACUAUAGAUAUAAGNAAUAAAAAAUGCCAUUAAAUAAGCUGUAACUCCAAAAUAUAAUUAUUAUUUAGAAUAUUGUUCAAUCUAUGUUUAAAAUUAUUGUAUUAAGUGUGAAAAUUAUGCAUAUUUUGAUAAAGUAGAAGGAAGAUUUAAAUAAAUAUAGAAUGUUCCUUGUCAAAUUUAGAUUCUAAUAUAUGUAUUAAAUGUCAGAAAGGAUAUUAUUUAGACGGAUAAAAUAAUUGUAAAUGUAAAUGUGGUGAUGGCAUAAACACAUCUGAAGAGUAAUGUGAAAUAAAGGAUUAUAAUUGUUUAAAUUGCUAUUAUGCUUAACCAUAGUUUUGUAAGCAUUAUCAUAAUAAUAUAUGUCUUUAAUGUAAAAUUGAUUAUUAUUACAAUUAAAUUACUUAAACUUGUAAAUCUAUAUGUGGUGAAGGAAUAAUUAAUAAUGAUGAAUAGUGUGAAGAUAAUAAUCAAAUUGAAUUUGAUGGAUGUUAUUAAUGUAAAUAUUAGUGUAAUAAAAAUUGUAUUGAUUGUUAAAAAGGUGUAUGUAUAUAAUGCUAAUAAACUUAUUUAUUAAUAAAUGGAUUAUGUAUAGAAUUGAUAUAACAAAGAUAAAUAUGUUUAAAUAAUAAAUAUUGUUUAGAUUAAGAAUAAAUUGUUUCGAUUAUAAAAAUUAAUAAUGGUGUAAUUAAUAUCAUGGAUAUUAUUAUUAUAUCUAUUUACAUGAGUGUGUUAGUAUCUGUGGUGAUAGAAUGAUUACUUAAAAUGAAGAAUGUGAUGAUUAAAAUAAUUUUGAAAAUGAUGGAUGUUUUAAUUGUAAAUGUAAAUGUCAGAAGAAUAGUUUAAUAUGUUAAUUUGGAUAAUGUUUAGAAUGUGAAUUAGCAUAUAAAAUUUAAUCAUUUUAAUGUGUUCCAUAAUGUGGUAAUUAAUUAAUCUAAGAUAAUGAGAUUUGUGAUGAUGAUAAUAAUAUUAAUUUUGAUGGAUAUUACUUCAGAUUUUGAAGAUUAAGAUCGUUGAAACAAUAUUCAAUUUGAUGGAUGUUAUUAAUGUUAAUAUUCAUGUUCUUAUGGUUGCAUAUUUUUUGAAGAAAAUAAUAUUUUUAAAGCUUGUGAUAUUACUUAAUUUACAUUAGAUUAAUAAAGUGCAAAAUGUGUAUUUUAAAAUAAUGAUUUAAUAAUCAAAGAAGAAGAAGAAAUAGUAGAUAAUGAAUUUAAAGAUAAAAAUGAAAUUUGUGAUGAUGGUAAUCUUUUUCAUAUUUUAAUGUUUAAAAUUCAUUUAAAUGUAAAGGUUUUGUAAAAUGAAAUAAGUUUUUGUUCAUUCAUUAAAGCACCUCAAAUUAAAUUAUAGUUAUUAUCUGAUAAGUAAAAUUAAACAUAAACUAUAGAUAUAAGUUUUACUCAAUAAAUUAAAUUAGGUUCUUAAUUGUAAAUUUCAUAGAUUCGAUUUAGAUAAUAUCAAUUUCCUCCACAUUUAAGACCAUUUUUAGAUACAUAUACAAAAAUUUCUUUACAAACCUAUAAUAUAAUUAUGA